Messenger RNA from Fimicolochytrium jonesii, 1349 nucleotides. RefSeq lists its product as uncharacterized. Lineage: Eukaryota; Fungi; Chytridiomycota; Chytridiomycetes; Spizellomycetales; Powellomycetaceae. Gene Ontology annotation, cellular component: plasma membrane. The transcript is spliced from 3 exons. The coding region runs from base 184 to 1275 and encodes 363 amino acids. The record is from RefSeq and is a predicted model, not a curated record.
AGCAACCCGGAAAAAGGUGGAGAGAAAAAAACACCAGCCUGCUUCCCCAGUCGUCAAGGAACGAUGGUCGGACUGAGACGCUUAAUUAUUAGCAUAAGGAGGCUGGCGGAGAGAGAGCACAGGGAGCUCCAAGCUUAGGCGUACCGUCGCAUUCACCCUACCGUUGACACCAAGCGCACAACGAUGCCUGCCGUCGACUGGACCAUUAUACUAUGCAUCCUGGCAGGGGCUAUCCUCGCGCCUCAAGCGGGGAUGAACGGAACUCUAGGGCAGCUGGGACGGAAUAAGCCCUUCGCUUCGCUUUGGUCCUUUACGACAGGGAUGGUUAUCCUCAUAAUCUAUUGGUUAGCGGAGUCGCAUGGAGGGAAGGACACGGAUUUUCAUGCCACCUAUACAGAUGCCCCAUGGUACGCACAUAUGGGCGGGUUCGGGGGCGCCUAUUACGUUGUCAUGAUAGUAUACCUGGCUCCACGGCUCGGUGCAGGAACCAUUAUGAGUGUCUCCGUGACGUCGCAGAUGGCAGCGGCUUUGAUCUUCGACCACUACGGGGCACUUGGCCUCGAACGGCGGCAGGCGACGGCCGGACGGAUUGUGGGUCUUAUCCUGUCGGCGAUUGGAGUCGCCUUGAUAAUGCUUGGCAACGACUUCUUCCGACGCAAAGUGGCGCAGGAUGCUACGAUUACGAAUACAGAGGUGGCCGACGAGCGGGCUCUUGAAAAUUCUGCGCAGGGGAAGGAGCAAAUGCAGAACGAGGUUGUCGUAAAUCACCCACAAGUCAGCGGACCGAGCGGACCGAGCGGACCAAGAUUCGACUGGACGGUCAUCCUCGCCUGUCUCGGUGGCAUCUGCCUCGCCCUACAAGGAGCCAUGAACGGCAAGCUCGGCCAAUAUUCGGGCGGUGGCUACGCAGCGGCCUUCUCCUUUCUCGAAGGCUGGGUGAUCAUCGCCCUUCUCUUCGUAUACGACCUCUACUUCGGCCCCCAAACGCCCAAGUUGGAACCAAGAUGGAGCACGCGCGAAGUUUUCAGAACCGUUCCAUGGUGGGCCUGGUUCGGCGGCGUGAUGGGAGCCCUCUACGUCCUGGCCGUCACUGUUCUCAUCCCAAGGUUGGGCGCCGCCACGGUGUUGGGGACGGGUGUGUGUGCGCUGGUGAUCUCGGCGGUGAUUUGCGAUCAUUUUGCGUGGUUUGGGUUGCCCCGCACGCCUGCGAGUAUCGCCCGGCUGGUGGGAGUGUGCAUCUUGGUUGCCGGGGUGGUAAUGAUUACCAUUUUAUAGAAUUGGCGAUGGGUACUAGACUGUAUAGAUUCUAUUUCUGAUACUAGCGGAAUAUCACAUAAUUUAAGCCGAUG